UUAAAUACAUAACCCCAAAUUUCCGAGAAAACUGAGUGAGUCAAACCGUGUGACAGAUAAUAUUCAUUUAUUUACUUAAUUACUGAGUAAAACUAUCAAAUACUGGAGAAAUUACCAAAAAGAGGAUUAAUUAAUUGACUUGGGAAUUGACCAAAGAGAUAAUGUCGGGGGGAAUGUUGUACGGUGGUGAUGAGAUUGGAGCCCUGGUGUUCGACCUGGGCCACCACUCGUUGCGAGUGGGUUACGCCCAGGAGGACACACCAAAAGCGGAGAUUCCAGCUGUCGUUGGAAUCGGCGAGGACACCAACGGAGGUAGCAACAAGGGGGAGCCCAUGGAUGUUGAUGACAAGAAGCCAGACAGCAACAUAACUCAGUCCAAACCCAAGUACUACAUCGACACAACGAUUCUUCAUGUUCCUCGACCAAGUAUGGAGGUGGUCUCCUACAUGAAAGACGGUAUGAUCGAGGACUGGGACCACUUUGAGAAGGUGCUGGACUACACAUACUCAAAAGUUAUCCAGUCUGACGCCGAGUAUCACCCAGUCCUCUUCUCCGAGUCACCCUGGAACAUUCGUAGCAAGCGAGAGAGACUUACAGAGCUCAUGUUCGAGAAGUACAACGUGCCAGCGUACUUCCUCGUGAAGAAUGCCGUACUGGCGGCUUUUGCCAAUGGCAGAGCCACUGGCAUUGUUGUGGACUCUGGGGCAACUCACACAUCAGCUGUUCCCGUUCAAGACGGCUUCGUCCUGACUCAGGCCAUUGUCAAAUCCCCGCUCGGUGGCGACUACAUCAGCAUGCAGUGCCGACAAUAUCUUCAGGAGAACGAGAUUGAUCUGUCACCUGCGUACAUGGUUGGGAGCAAGGAGAUUGUCAAGGACCAUGAGAAACCCAGGUGGACUCCCAAAAAGGGAAUUCCAGAGGUCACCAAGUCCUGGCAUAAUUACAUGGUGAAGAAAAUUAUUCAGGACUUCCAGGCGACUGUUCUCCAGAUCUCAGAAACACCUUAUGACGAGAAACUUGUGUCGACUAUUCCGGCUGUUCAGUAUGAAUUCCCUACAGGGUACCACCAGGAUUUCUCGACCGAGAGAUUUAGGAUACCAGAAGCCCUAUUCGAUCCGAGUGUAGUUCCCAUAAGGGGUGGGCUAGUGGGUAAUACGAUGUUGGGCUGUGGCCACAUAGUCACCACGAGUGUUGGCAUGUGCGAUGUUGACGUGAGACCGGCGUUGUAUGGAAGUGUAGUUGUCACUGGUGGAAAUUCGUUUAUUCAGGGAUUCCCCGAACGCCUCAAUCGUGAUUUAUCGAUGAGAAUUCCCUCAAGCAUGAGAUUAAAACUGAUCAGUGCUAAUGGCUGUGCUGAGAGGAGAUUUGGCGCCUGGAUAGGAGGAUCUAUCCUCGCCUCUAUCGGAACUUUCCAGCAGAUGUGGAUAUCCAAUCAGGAGUACGAGGAGAGCGGAAAGAGUCAAGUAGAGCGAAAAUGUCCGUAAGCUGUUAGAAUUCCCAGACAACGAUAUUUUUAUUCACAUUUUACAGGGGAAUAGUGUAUUCCCUACAAUCCAACAUUUUCCGUGGAAAAACGUGGCAUUAUCUCAAUAACCACUGGGUUGAGAGGAAAAUGUGAAAAGACAUUUGACGUAGAUAAUUACAUUUUCCAAAAAAAAGUUCAGGCACAUUUUUUCGUAAAUUCAUCGGCCUAUGAUAGAUUGAGGAAAUUGAAUGAUUGAAUUGAACAUAAUCAUGCUAUUGUGACGUUAUCCUUUAAUUCCCCAAUUAUCCCGAUAAUGAAUCGCUCUAGAACUAAAUGUUUAACACAAUUUUUUGAGGAGAAUUAAAUUUCUUACAAAACAAUGUCCAGUUGGUUGCUCUCUGGAUGGUUUUCCUCUGAAGCCAAUGGUUUCUCGAAUAAUUCACCUUUUAACAUCUUUUUCACUUCGCUCAUCAAUUUUUUACUCAGAAAUUGGAAAAAUUAUCGCGGUAAUUAUCAACAGUUGAUCAUUCACUCGACAUUGCGUGAUACAUGGAUCUUGUAAAGAUGUAUUUUGUAAAAUAUAAAAGAAAAUUAUACCAAUA
Molecule: messenger RNA, 2067 nt
Organism: Diachasmimorpha longicaudata
Lineage: Eukaryota; Metazoa; Arthropoda; Insecta; Hymenoptera; Braconidae
Gene: Bap55
Product: actin-like protein 6B
Exons: 3
Coding region: 162-1484 (440 amino acids)
Biological process (GO): regulation of transcription by RNA polymerase II; nervous system development; chromatin remodeling
Cellular component (GO): SWI/SNF complex; NuA4 histone acetyltransferase complex
Molecular function (GO): chromatin binding
Source: RefSeq, a predicted model, not a curated record